GUGGAAGGGGGUGGUCAGGAGAGAGAGAGGGUUCAGGAGGAGUAGGUUGGAAUCAGGAAAGAGUCAGCUUGGGGGUCUGGGUAACAGGAAAGAGGGGGAGAUCAGGAGAAAGAAGGAUCAGGAAAAAGAGAGAGAUCCAGGAGAGAGAAAUGGAACUGAGGAGCUGGAAGCGGGAGGUAGAGACAGGACAGGUCCGGUUGGAUUGUGGAGUUGAAGUAGUGAAGGAUACAAGAGUAUUACAGGAGGUGACACCAUCCAGUUGCAGCCCAAGCACAUUCACCAGGAGCUGGGAUUCAGUUGAGACCCAUUCAUUGAUGACAGUGAUGGGGGUCCGACUGAUCGAGGAGAAAACAAACAAAGCAGCAGAAUCUUCAGAUCCAGCGGCUCCUCCAAAACGGCCCAGGCACUGCCAAGGGAAAGAGAACCACGUGCACAACUUUCUGGUUUCCAAGAGAUUUCGGAAAAGUGCUCAUUCUUCACCAGGUGUGAGCUGUUCCUGGGAAGCAUUACCAGAUGAGCUGCUCUUGGUGAUUUUCCGCUUUCUGUCACUGCCUCACCUUCUGAAAGCCUCAAGUGUUAGUAAACAGUGGCACAGACUGGCGUUUGAUAAAUCCCUGUGGUACAGUGUGGAUUUGGGCAAAGGGAAUCUGCCCCCUGGGACUGUGGGCCAGGUGCUAGGAGCUGGUGUUGUAGUCUUCAGGAGUCCCUGCUCCUUCCUCGGAGACCCUAUCUUCAAGGAUGAAAGGCCUCUCUGUCUUCAGUACAUGGAUCUCUCACAUUCUGUACUCAGCAGUUCCUCUAUCUUCCAGAUUCUACGCCGUUGUCACCAACUCCGCGGCCUCAGUCUUGAGGCUCUCGCACUUUCUGAUGACAUCAUAAUGGCGAUCGCUGGCAAUAGGGACUUGUUGUGUUUGAAUCUCUCCGGCUGCUCGUGUUUCAGAGCCCAGGCCCUCAGCCAGAUGUUGAGAAGCUGUUCUAGGCUGGAUGAGUUAAACAUUUCUUGGUGCAGGUUCAGCUCCCAAAACAUCCAGGCAGUGGUCUCACAGAUUCCUGAUAGCGUGACCCAGCUCAACAUUAGCGGCUACAGGCGCAGUCUGCACAACUCUGAUGUGGAAGCUCUAUGUAGGCGCUGUCCCCAGAUGACUGACCUGGAUUUGAGUGAUAGCACGAUGCUCACUCCUGGCUGUUUCUCCAGUCUCCAUGGCCUCUAUCACCUCCAGCACCUGGGCUUGAGUAGAUGCCAUGAGAUUCCACCAGCAAGUCUUGUGGCCCUGGGGGAGAUCGCUACACUGAAAACUCUGAACAUUUAUGGACUUGUGCGCGAUUCCAUGGUCAAUGUGAAGGACCUAAUUCCUCAGAUUAAAAUCAACACCUUUCCACUGACAAGCAUCGGCCGGCCAACGCCCAGCUACGGGAAGCUGCAGACAAUCUGGGGAACUAACUGCAAGUUGCGGCUCCAUAACCUAUGAGCAGUAUCAGUCACUACACACUAUACAGCAAGAGGAAGCAAGUGGCUGAGAACUUGGAGAGGUUCUGGGCACAGUCACUCCCACAAACACAUCAUCGGUCAGUGUAGGCAAUAAUCAGUGCUUUCUGCGUUCAGAGGAGUAGAUCAUUGAUGAAAACUGAGAAACUACGAGACCACAAGACUGAAAUGAAGCAUUUUACCAAGGAAGUGAUCAGGUGGUUCACAAUUAGAUUCCAUUACAGGAAGUGGUUAAUUGUUUGAAUCUGUGUUUUUAAAGUGAGUUAGUGUUUGGAAUGUUCAGUUGGUUAAAAAGAUUCCAGUCAGUUUUAAACAUCACAUCAAAACUUUCCAUAUUGCACUCAGGACUGAUACACAAAAAACAAACUAUGAAAGGGAACACAGUGAGAAGUGGGUGCUGAUUGGUGUGGAAAUGCAGCAGGAACUGUUAAUGAAUCCGAAAGACCAUCCGAAUGUGGCAGAGGUACCAGCUGCAAUGUCAAAUCUCGGGAAACUGGUUUAAAUUAUUAGGAGCUAACGGUCCAGCCAAUUGGCUGAAAUCAAACUCUGCAACCUGUACUCUCAGGCAGACAGCUAGGGACUGAGCAAACGCUGGCAGCAGCCUCUUUACUCCCAGUUUUUAAUGUCUCUAUGCCAUUGCCAGGGCAUUCUUUUCAGUUCUUCUCCUUGCAGCACCAGCUCCCCCAACCAGAACCCUCCCAUCUCUGCCUCUCCAGGGCCCACUGCUUCCAGGAUUUUGGUUUUAUUGGGGUUCCACCAUUCGCAGUGUUUUGCUUCUGUAUAAAAGGGGGAGGAUCAGUGCUUUAGAAUCACAUCGAGUCCCCCACUGCCACCAACCCAAAGCCAAUGAUCCCUCUCAUUUCUUAUCCCAUCUGUAUCCCAAAUCUAGGCAGCAUCAGGAAUAGUGAUUAGUAUUGUUUGUUUUAUGAAAACUAAUAAAAGCUUUGGUCAUAACCCAGUGUCUAAAUUAAUAUGAAGUUCAGUUUCAUCAACAGUCUAGAAUAUAUGAAGACAUUCUUGGCAGGGCCUGGGGGAGAAUCGAUCCAUUUCAACCUGAAAGAUAUUCUGUGACUCUACCACCUUCUAAGGCAAUAGACAAUCAACCUUCACAGAAAAAAAUCUCAACAGUCCCUACUCCAAGGGGAAACAUCCUUCCAAUAUUCACCCUGUCAAGGCCCCUCAGGAUCUUAAGUUUCAAUACAUGUCCCAAAAUUCACUUAUCCUUGAUCUCUAACUUUCAAUUCAAUAUGAUUUUCUGUGGUAAUUAUUUCAGUGGAGAGUGCAGGAGGUCAUGCCAAGAGCAGCAGCAGGUAUACCUAAUAAUGAGGUGUCAGCCUGGUGAGGCUGCAACACCAUCACUCCCAUGUCAAUCAGCACAAGCACCAAUCAUAGAAUCACAGAGUACUGAAGAUCUUCAUCCCAUUGAGUGUUCAUCAAAAUAUGGUGUGACCAACACCAGCCUGAAAUGUUAUGACAUUUCUGUGGGGAAGCAAUGGAGUUGUGACAUUAUCACUAGAUUAUUAAAAUCUAGAAACUCAACUAAUGUUCUGGACACCUGGGUUCAAAUCUUUCUGUGACAGAUGGUGGAAUUGGAAUUCAAUAAAAAGAAUGUGGGAUUAAGAGUCUAACGAUGAUUUAAGAUUUCAAGUGUUUGCCCAACUUUGUAAAGAUAGUGAGUUUUCUGCUUCACCGACCCUCCCAGACACUGCAUUCCAGAUUCUCACCACCCUCUUGGUAAAUAUUUUGCUUCAGAUCCUCUCUAAAUCUGCCUUUCCCUUUAAAAGUGUGCCCCCUUUUUAUUGGCCCUUUUUGUUAUGAAGAUGUGGGUGUACUGUACCUUUGAGAGAAUUAAAAGCUGGCAGAGCUACCUGACAGUACCAAGAUAUAAUGUAAUUGAUGCUCCAGCUACUGGAGUAGCUUAAAAGCCAAUGGCAAUCUGAUACUUUGGGGGGUAUAAGACUGGGAAAAUUAAACAGUUGAGAGCAGAACUGCCCAGCUACCAGCAUGUAAAAAAACUGCCUGAACAAUAGCUCUCUUAAAAGUACUUUUAUCGAUCAGGAAACUGUGAAGCAAAAUCCCUUAAACCGAGGAAAAGAAGACACAGAAAAAUCCAAAUUGAAGAACCGAAAGCUGCCUGGUUUUGAGGUAAUAAGUUCUGUUUUGUAAAUUUUAGUUGGGAGUUUUAUCAGAUUAGUAUUGUAGAAAGGGAAGGUAAACGAUACAUUAGAGGACAGAGUUGUAAAUAGUUGUUAGGUAAUUAUUCUCUGGUAUAUUUU
Molecule: messenger RNA, 3762 nt
Organism: Chiloscyllium plagiosum (whitespotted bambooshark)
Lineage: Eukaryota; Metazoa; Chordata; Chondrichthyes; Orectolobiformes; Hemiscylliidae
Gene: skp2
Product: S-phase kinase-associated protein 2, E3 ubiquitin protein ligase
Biological process (GO): SCF-dependent proteasomal ubiquitin-dependent protein catabolic process
Cellular component (GO): SCF ubiquitin ligase complex
Molecular function (GO): protein binding
Source: RefSeq, a predicted model, not a curated record